AUGCGAGAGGAAGGAGGGGAAAGGGCGGGAGGAAGGAAGGGAAAGGGCGAGAGGAAGAAGGGGAAAGGGCGGAGGGGAAAGGGCGAGAGGAAGGAGGUGAAAGGGCGAGAGGCAGGAGGUGAAAGGGCGAGAGGAAGGAGGGGAAAGGGCGAGAGGAAGGAGGGGAAAAGGGCGAGAGGAAAGAGGGGAAAGGGCGAGAGGCAGGAGGUGAAAGGGCGAGAGGAAGAAGAGGAAAGGGCGAGAGGAAGAAAGGGAAAUGGCGAGAGGAAGAAGGGGAAAGGGCAAGAGGCAGGGGGUGAAAGGGCGAGAGGAAGGAGGGGAAAAGGCGAGAGGAAGGAGGGGAAAAGUUAA
Molecule: messenger RNA, 351 nt
Organism: Mizuhopecten yessoensis (Yesso scallop)
Lineage: Eukaryota; Metazoa; Mollusca; Bivalvia; Pectinida; Pectinidae
Product: sperm protamine P2-like
Exons: 1
Coding region: 1-351 (116 amino acids)
Source: RefSeq, a predicted model, not a curated record